CUCUGUGGCAAACUGCGAUGGACGAUCUGAGCUAGAUUUGUUGUUUUCUGAACCCACUUCUGACUCGUAAACACAACUCUGAAAACAAAUUCCUGGGCUGAUAACCUCGAGGAAGGUGUCCUCUUCCACAUUUGGCACGUGACGCCUUUUCACUGAGGAGUCAACACACUCUCCCUCUUCUACAGUGUCCUUCACACGGCUCAAGAUAGAAAUAAGUCUCAUGACUAAUCUCUUCUGAGGAGUUAUGAUGGUUUUUAUUAUAAAGAUGUUGUAACUGCUUUUGGCCGCACAGCAAUAACUGGAAAGCACCAUGGAUCCAUGCAGUAAAGCCUCAAGAGUCACUGACUGGACUGUCUGGUACAGGACGAGGAAAUGUUAGUUGCCACAUAAACUGGGUGUGACCUCAGGUGAGACUUUGCUUUCUGCCAGGCUCUUUUUGUUCCCAUAGUUUUGGCCAGUGCGCGGUGCAGAGAUGGCCCUCUACACGUCGGUCAGUUGUUGAGGUGGACACUUCACAGGUGGAGACAGUAGGUCAUGACACAGUGCCUGACAGAAUGCAAAGCGCUGGUGACUCCAUCCACGCGCAAUGGCCACCGUGUGUUCAGCUACACCCUGGAGUCCCACACGGCGGUCGCCUUCGGGAUCAUGAACGAGCUGCGCCUGGAGCGGCAGCUGUGCGACGUCACUUUGAGAGUGCGCUACAAAGACCUGGAGGCUGUGGACUUUGUGGCUCAUAAAGUGGUGCUGGCUUCAUCUUCUCCGGUGUUCAGGGCCAUGUUCACCAACGGUCUGAAGGAGUGCGGCAUGGAGGUGGUUCCCAUCGAAGGCAUCCAUCCGAAGGUCAUGGAUCGCCUCAUUGAGUUCGCCUACACCGCCAGCAUCUCCGUUGGGGAAAAGUGUGUGAUCCAUGUUAUGAAUGGGGCUGUGAUGUACCAGAUCGACUGUGUGGUCAAGGCCUGCUGUGAUUUCCUGGUCCAGCAACUUGAUCCCAGUAAUGCUAUCGGCAUCGCUAACUUUGCAGAACAGAUCGGCUGCACGGAGCUUCACCAGAAAGCCCGCGAAUACAUCUAUCUGAACUUCAGUCAGGUUGCGACACAGGAAGAAUUUUUCAACUUGUCCCACUGCCAGCUGGUCAACCUCAUCAGCCGGGAUGAGCUGAACGUGCGCUGUGAGUCUGAGGUCUUUCAUGCCUGCGUGGCGUGGGUUCGCUACGACCGUGAAAACCGGAAACCGUAUGUCCAGGCCUUGCUUCAGGCGGUCCGCUGUCACUCGCUCACCCCGAACUUCCUGAAGACCCAGCUACAGUCUCUGGAGUGGGAUCCAGAGUGCAAAGACUACCUAGCUCAGAUUUUUCAGGACCUCACCCUCCACAAACCCACCAAAGUAAUUCCCUGCCGUACGCCGAAGGUUCCCCAGCUGAUCUACAGUGCGGGGGGCUACUUCCGCCAGUCCCUGAGUGACCUGGAGGCGUAUAACCCCUGUACUAGAGCGUGGCUGAGGCUGGCCGACCUCCAGGUCCCUCGCAGUGGUCUGGCCGCCUGUGUCAUCAGUGGGCUUUUCUACGCCGUGGGAGGAAGGAACAACGCCCCCGACGGAAACAUGGACUCGAAUGCACUGGACUGCUACAACCCCAUGAAUAACUGCUGGCUCCCCUGUGCGCCUAUGAGCGUCCCACGGAACAGAAUCGGAGUUGGAGUCAUCGAUGGCAUGCUGUAUGCAGUGGGUGGAUCACAUGGAUGUAUUCAUCACAACAGUGUUGAAAGAUAUGACCCAGAGAAGGAUGAGUGGCAGCUGGUGGCCCCCAUGUUGACCCGUCGUAUUGGCGUCGGCGUGGCCGUCAUUAACAGGCUGCUUUAUGCUGUCGGGGGGUUUGAUGGAGCAAAUCGCCUCAGUUCCUGUGAGUGCUACAACCCGGAGAGGGACGAGUGGAAGUCUAUGUCCUCAAUGAACACCGUUCGCUCUGGGGCUGGUGUGUGUGCUCUUGGAAAUCACAUUUUUGUGAUGGGAGGUUAUGAUGGCACCAAUCAGCUGAACACAGUGGAAUGCUACGACGUGGAAACUGACACAUGGAGCUUUGCUGCCUCCAUGAGGCACAGACGCAGUGCUCUGGGAGUCACUGCUCUACAUGGGCGCAUCUAUGUGCUGGGAGGUUAUGAUGGCAACACUUUUCUGGACAGUGUGGAGUGUUACGACCCUGAGAGUGACACAUGGGCAGAGGUCACACACAUGACGUCGGGCCGCAGCGGUGUGGGCGUGGCUGUUACCAUGGAGCCCUGCCCGAAGGGUCUGUCUCUGAAUCAAGCGUCGGACGGGGAAUGUGGAGGCUCGUCUCACACCGACCACUCGGACCACUCCAGUCACGGGUCCCACCAGCGGACACACAGACACUCAUGAGGCUCCAAAACUCAAUGUUCAGCAUCAAAACAUCUGUUUAGAAAAGUCAUUUGGUCGUGUUUUUAUUUUGAACUUUGUGUUUUGUCCUAAUAAGACAAAUGUAUAAACUGCUCUGACGUGUCUCUUAUCAGCAGCUGGUAAGUGACCUCCUACCCAAACAUGUCAGGUAAAUAAGCUGUUUAGCUUUUUAUAAUUACUACUACUACAACACCUGACUUAUUAGAAGAAAACACAAACUUCAAACAUGAUUUAAAACUCGACAUUAUUGCCUCAGUAGUUUGUAAAAGUUCUGUCUUAUUGCAGGGGUCCCAAACCAGUGACCGCGAGUCAUCCAGUAAAUAUGUAUUUUUAAAAUAUAUUUUCUUGUAUUGUCUACACUAUUCCCAGUGUUUUACCUGUGAAAGUGAAUUGGUAAACGGCUAAUAUAAACAUAAAACUAGGGUUAGUUGUAACCAGCCCCUUCCACUGGUCCCUGACGUGUGUGUGGUUAGUACGGGUCCUUUAUGACCACAGGGUUAAAUGUCAAUGCAAGUUCUUUCAAAAUGCUCCGUAAAAAGGCCCCUGACUUCAUAGGACAUAAGGGCUCCUGACACCAGAGUGGACCUGUGUGAACUCAAACCUCUGUAGCAUUUGUCAGUGUGGACACUUCUGUGUGAAAGUGUCAGGCCUGUGGGCAUUACUUCUGUCAGUGUGUCGUUGGAAAGAGGCCGACGAGGCGUGAAACUGUUGUGACGAUAUGUAACUAAAGUGUUUUUGAAAUGUGAAAUUUAAGACUUCGCCUGUUUGUUAGGUGAUAACUUGGAGAUAUUCGUUUAGCGAGUGCCAAUAGAGAAGCUGGUUCAACAUUUAGUUUGUUGAACUUCUUCACACCAAUGAACCGUUUUUGCACCUUUUUAUAGACCUCAAAAACAGAAGCAACUGUUUAGUGUAUACAUAUUGUAUACUAGCGGCAGAGUUGCAAAAGAAGUGUAUUUCUAACAGCAGUUUAAGCUACCAAGGUUUCUUAGUGGUUUUUAUACACUGAUCCAUGUGUCUUGUACAGAAUUUUAAGAUUUUUUUUUUUAUUUAUUGUUUGGUUGAAUCAAUGUUUUCUUUUACAAACUGAUCUUAAGUCGACCUUUGUAUUGCAUUAGUGUGUUUUGGAGUAAUUUGCAUGUGGAUGUUUCAGCAUAAAGGCACUUAUUAUUAAUAAAGACUGGCUUUGUACAAACUGAGAAGUACAACGGCACACUGUAAAGUAAACAUGUUCUAAUAUUGCACUG
Periophthalmus magnuspinnatus is the source of this 3656-nucleotide messenger RNA. It is a transcript of the gene keap1b, whose product is annotated as kelch-like ECH-associated protein 1b. The transcript has 7 exons. The coding region runs from base 535 to 2394 and encodes 619 amino acids. NCBI's taxonomy places the organism in Eukaryota, Metazoa, Chordata, Actinopteri, Gobiiformes, Gobiidae. The record is from RefSeq and is a predicted model, not a curated record. Gene Ontology annotation, molecular function: protein binding.